Molecule: messenger RNA, 1041 nt
Organism: Carlito syrichta (Philippine tarsier)
Lineage: Eukaryota; Metazoa; Chordata; Mammalia; Primates; Tarsiidae
Product: microtubule-associated serine/threonine-protein kinase 4-like
Exons: 10
Biological process (GO): protein phosphorylation
Molecular function (GO): ATP binding; magnesium ion binding; protein serine/threonine kinase activity
Source: RefSeq, a predicted model, not a curated record
AUGGAUUGCCUCCGGCCUGGGUGGUGUGAUGUUCUACUGGCGGCGGUGGCGGCGGCGGCGGCGUCUGCGCUGCAGUGGCUGUCCAGUCCACUGCGAUGCCCCAGCAGUGGCAACAGCCGAGCUCCGUAUGAAGAGCAGGCUGCGAUGUUGUGGUCCGUAGCCCCCGGGAUGAGAGCCAGAGACCCACUGCAGUUCUCCUUUGCAGAGGAUUUCACAGACCAGCUUGACCACAUAUUAUCCCCUCCACCCAUGCCGUUUCGGAAAUGCAGCAACCCAGAUGUGGCUUCUGGCCCUGGAAAAUCACUGAAGUAUAAAAGACAGCUGAGUGAGGACGGGAGGCAGCUGCGACGAGGGAGCCUAGGGGGAGCCCUGACUGGGCGGUACCUGCUUCCCAACCCAGUGACAGGACAGGCCUGGCCAGCCUCGGCGGAGACGUCCAACCUCGUGCGCAUGCGCAGCCAGGCCCUGGGCCAGUCGGCGCCUUUGCUCACGGCCAGCCUGAAGGAACUGAGUCUCCCCAGAAGAGGAAGUCUGAUAGAUUCCCAGAAGUGGAAUUGCUUGGUCAAACGUUGCCGAACAAGCAACCGGAAAAGCUUGAUAGGCAAUGGACAGUCACCAGCAUUGCCUCGACCACACUCACCUCUCUCUGCUCACGCAGGUAAUAGCCCUCAAGAUAGUCCACGAAAUUUCUCCCCCAGUGCCUCAGCCCACUUUUCAUUUGCACGGAGGACUGAUGGACGCCGCUGGUCUUUGGCUUCCCUCCCCUCCUCUGGCUAUGGGACAAACACACCCAGCUCUACCGUAUCUUCAUCCUGUUCCUCCCAGGAGAAGUUGCAUCAGUUACCAUACCAACCAACACCAGAUGAAUUACACUUCUUAUCGAAACAUUUUUGUACCACCGAAAGCAUCGCCACUGAGAACAGAUGCAGGAACACACCGAUGCGCCCCCGCUCCCGAAGUCUGAGCCCUGGACGUUCUCCCGCCUGCUGUGACCAUGAAAUAAUUAUGAUGAACCAUGUCUACAAAGAAAGGUUCCCGAAG